Messenger RNA from Miscanthus lutarioriparius, 1725 nucleotides. Lineage: Eukaryota; Viridiplantae; Streptophyta; Magnoliopsida; Poales; Poaceae. The record is from the annotation of a GenBank genome assembly.
AUGGCCGUCCUCGCUGUCGCAAGCUUCUUCGCACUCCUGUGCAUCUCUCAGCAAGCGCGAGCUGCGAACUACACGUUCAUGAAGGACGCGGUGCACGCGCCGCGGAUGGCCGACUACGACUACAUCAUAGUCGGCGGCGGCACGGCGGGUUGCCCGCUGGCGGCCACCCUGUCGGACCGCUCGCGCGUGCUGCUACUGGAGCGCGGGGGCUCCCCCUACGAGGACGCGCGCGUGCUGAGCAUGGCGCACUUCUCGGAAGUGCUGGCGGACACGUCGGCGUCGUCCCCGUCGCAGCGGUUCGUGUCGGAGGACGGUGUGAUCAACUCCCGCCCGCGCGUGCUGGGCGGCGGCAGCUGCAUCAACGCCGGGUUCUUCACGCGCGCGGGCGCCGGCUACGUCAGGGCGGCCGGGUGGGACCCCAGGGAGGUGCGCGCGGCGUACCGGUGGGUGGAGGACGUGGUCGCGUUCCGCCCGGCGCUGGGCCCGUGGCAGGCCGCCGUAAGGAGGGGCCUGCUGGAGACCGGCGUGCUCCCGGACAACGGGUUCACGUAUGACCACAUCCCAGGGACGAAGGUCGGUGGGUCCAUCUUUGACGAGGACGGCGGGCGGCACACGGCGGCGGACCUGCUCCGGUACGCCAACCAGGACGGCAUCGACCUGUAUGUCCGGGCGAGAGUGUCCAGGAUCUUGUUCCGUUACAAAGGAACCAAGCCGGUGGCGGAAGGCGUGGUGUACCAUGACUCUCGCGGCAACUCUCACACGGCGUACCUCAGCCCCGGCGCCGCCAGCGAGGUCAUCCUCUCAGCGGGGGCGCUGGGCAGCCCGCAGCAGCUGAUGCUGAGUGGCAUCGGCCCAGCCGACCACCUCCGCUCGCUCGGCAUCGACGUCGUCCUCGACCUGCCGGGCGUCGGGCAGGGCAUGUCCGACAACCCCAUGAACGCCAUCUACGUGCCGUCGCCGUCGCCGGUGGAGGUGUCGCUGAUCCAGGUAGUCGGCAUCACCCAGUUCGGCAGCUACAUCGAGGGCGCCAGCGGGGCCAACUGGAACAGCCACCCCUCGGGCACGCAGACGCAGCCUCCUCGGAACCUCGGCAUGUUCUCUCCGCAGACGGGGCAGCUCGCGACGGUGCCGCCCAAGGAGCGGACGCCGGAGGCCAUCGCGCGCGCCGUGGAGGCCAUGAGCCAGGUCCCCGACGCGGCGCUCCGUGGCGGGUUCAUCCUGGAGAAGGUGCUGGGCCCGCAGUCCACGGGCCACCUGGCGCUCCGCAACCUGAACCCCGACGACAACCCCUCGGUGCGGUUCAACUACUUCGCGCACCCGGACGACCUCCGCCGCUGCGUCGCGGGCAUCUCCGCCAUCGAGCGCGUGAUCCGCUCCAGGGCCUUCUCGCGCUUCACCUACCCCAACUUCGCGUUCCCGGCCGCGCUCAACGUCACGGCCGACUUCCCCGUGAACACGCUGUACCGGCGCGGCGGCGGCGACCCCAGGGCGCUGGAGCAGUUCUGCAGGGACACCGUCAUGACCAUCUGGCACUACCACGGCGGCUGCCAGGUCGGCCGGGUCGUCGACCGCAACUACAAGGUCCUGGGUGUCGAGGCCCUCCGCGUCAUCGACGGCUCCACCUUCAACGCCUCGCCGGGCACCAACCCGCAGGCCACCGUCAUGAUGCUCGGCAGGUACAUGGGCGUGAAGCUCCUGAAAGAGAGGAUGCUACUGGAACCAUGA